This is a messenger RNA of Esox lucius (northern pike), 4716 nucleotides long. RefSeq names its product pre-mRNA processing factor 4Bb (gene prpf4bb). The transcript has 15 exons. Bases 57 to 3098 code for a protein of 1013 amino acids. Gene Ontology annotation, molecular function: protein serine/threonine kinase activity; ATP binding. The record is from RefSeq and is a predicted model, not a curated record. Gene Ontology annotation, biological process: peptidyl-threonine phosphorylation; mRNA cis splicing, via spliceosome; peptidyl-serine phosphorylation. Lineage: Eukaryota; Metazoa; Chordata; Actinopteri; Esociformes; Esocidae.
AGUCGUGUGUGCUCUGUACAAUACCUUGAAGCAACAAAUAACCCCGGCUUAGGAAAAUGGCCGACGUAGAGAUGGAUAUCGCGUCUAGAAGAAUGAAUAAUGGAAACGAACACGUGAAAGAGGAUUUGGAGAGCCAUGACAAGAGUGGGAGUGAGGAAAGUGGUGAACAUUCUGAAGAAGAGGGUGGGAAAGAUGUUGGGGAAGGCGAAGCUGAAACUAAUGGAGGAAAGACCGCAGGGGGGUCCAAACAUCACAGUAGUGGUAGCAAACAUAAGAAGAAGAAACACAAACACCGCAGCAAGCACAAAAAACACAAGCAUGCCUCUGAAGAGGACAAGGACCGCAAACGCAAACAUCGACACAAACACAAGAAACACAAACGUAAAGAUGGCUCCUCUCCAUCAGCCCCGGUCAUCAACAGCUCCUCCAGUCACCGAAAGACUGACAUUUCCCCAUCAUCUGAUGACAAGGCCUUAUUGGAGGAGUUGGAAAAACAGAGAGCAAUGAUCAAAGCAGAGCUAGACAGCCAGAUUAUGGAGGGUGGCAAGGUGCAGUCUGGCAUGGGCCUCAUCCUCCAGGGUUACAACUCUGGCUCUGAGGAGGGAGAUGCAGAGGGUAAAGUCAGAAACGGGGAGCAGCGGCAGAGAGCAAGCGUGGGGAAACCCAUCUCUCCCCGGGGAAGGAGUAAAGCUAGACGGGACUCUGCAGAAGCAGGGAAAUCUGGUACUAAGCACCACAGUCGGAGCAAGUCCGGGGAAAGAGCAGGCAAGGAGUCCAAGUCCGACAAAACGACCAAAGGCAGCAAAGAUGGUGCCACUAAAGACCGAAGCCGUGGGCGCAGCAAAUCAAAAGAGGGAAAACGUUCCCAAAGCGGGGAUAAGUCCAAAGAGAGAAGUAAGAAGUCUCCUUCCCCCUCCAGCCGGAAAGCAGAGCAUAGGAGCAGCCGCUUGGACAAACGCACCUCACCCCAGCCCGAAAGCAGACCACACAUGGAGCGCAGCAGCCGGAGGUCCAGAUCCCGGGAGCGUCCAGGACGCUCUGAGGCAGAGAGGGAUCGGGACAAGAGGCCAACUAAGUCCCCAUCCAAGGAUGCCUCGUCUGGGAAAGAGAACCGCUCUCCCCACCGGCGUGGAGGGGGCCACAGCAGCCCCCCACGGAGACGCAGUCCCUCUCCACACGCCACUAGGGAAUCCCAGCAGGCCUCAGCCUCCACCUCCAAACAGGGUUCCCCCUCCAGAGCAGCCAGGUCCCCAGCAAGGAGAGGCCGCAGCCGCUCCACAGACACCAGGAGGAGGGAUGCUGACAGACAGGGCUCCUCACCACUCAGGAAGCGAAUACGGCCAGAUACAGGGCCAGGGGGUAGAGCAAGGUCACGGGAGACCAGCCCCAGAGGUGCUGCCCAACGACGCAGGAUGAGCCGCUCUCCCUUCAGGAGAAGGUCCCCAUCGCCUUUCCGGAGAAGGAGCCGGUCUCCACUGAGACGCAGGUCACCGGAAAGAGAUAGAUACGGCCGGCUCCGACAGUACGGCCGACGCUCCAACUCCCGGGACCGAGACAGGCGGAGGAGGCGUAGCCGAGACGAAGACAAGUUCAAAGGAAGCCUCUCCGAGGGUAUGAAGGCUGAUAAGGAGUCCUCCUCUGAGGAAGUGCUGGAGGACUUUGAUGGUGAGGAGGUGGAUGAAGAGGCCCUCAUAGAGCAGCGGCGUCAGCAGCGUCUGGCCAUCGUCCAGAAAUACCGUAGUGCUAACGAGGACAGCAUGGCGUCCGUGGCAUCGGAGCCCAGCAGCCCCCAAAGCAGCACGCGAAGCCGCUCACCCUCGCCUGAUGACAUCCUUGAACGAGUGGCUGCCGACGUCAAGGAGUAUGAGCGGGAGAACCUGGACACGUUUGAGGAGAACAUCAAGGCCAAGCAAGGCCUUAUUACGCAGGAGAAAGAUGGACCCAAAAAGCCUUCGGCCCCAGAUAUGUUUACAGAAUCAGACGACAUGUUUGAAGCGGCCAUUGAUAAUGCCAGGAUGAGAGCGGCAGGCGCGGGUGGGAAGGACUUCAAAGAGAACCCCAACCUCCGGGAUAACUGGACGGAUGCAGAGGGUUACUACCGUGUGAACAUCGGUGAGACGCUGGACAAGCGCUAUGACGUCUACGGCUACACAGGCCAGGGGAUGUUCAGCAAUGUGAUUCGGGCCAGGGAUACGGCCCGCGCUGGACAAGACGUGGCCGUUAAGAUCAUCCGUAACAACGAGCUAAUGCAGAAGACUGGCCUAAAGGAGCUGGAGUUCCUCAAGAGGCUCAACGAUGCCGACCCAGAUGACAAGUUCCAUUGCCUGCGCCUCUUCAGACACUUCUACCACAAGCAGCACCUGUGUCUUGUGUUUGAGCCCCUGAGUAUGAACCUGCGCGAGGUACUGAAGAAGUACGGCAAGGACGUGGGGCUCCAUAUUAAGGCUGUCCGCUCCUACACACAGCAACUCUUCCUAGCACUCAAGCUCCUGAAACGAUGCAACAUCCUCCAUGCUGACAUCAAGCCUGACAACAUCCUGGUGAACGAAUCCAAGACCAUUCUGAAACUCUGCGAUUUUGGCUCGGCGUCCCACGUGGCAGACAAUGAUAUCACGCCGUAUCUUGUCAGCCGAUUCUACAGAGCUCCAGAAAUCAUCAUUGGGAAGCCAUACGACUACAGCAUCGACAUGUGGUCAGUGGGUUGCACGCUUUAUGAACUCUACACAGGCAAAAUUCUGUUCCCUGGCUCCUCUAACAACCACAUGAUCAAACUGGCCAUGGACCUCAAGGGAAAGAUGCCUAACAAGAUGAUCCGCAAAGGACUUUUCAAAGACCAGCACUUUGAUCAGAACCUCAACUUCCUCUACAUUGAAGUGGACAAAGUGACUGAAAGGGAGAAGGUAACGGUGAUGAGCACCAUCAACCCGACAAAGGACCUGUUGGCUGACAUGAUAGGGGGCCAGAGGCUGCCUGAGGAGCAGAGGAAGAAAGUCCUUGUCCUCAAAGACCUCAUCGAUAGCACGCUGAUGCUGGACCCAGCCAAACGCAUCAGCAUCAACCAGGCUCUGCAACACCCCUUCAUCCAGGAGAAGAUCUGACAUCAGACACACCCUAUUACCCAACAGGCUCUGCCGCAAUGCUUCAUGCAGGAGAAUAUCUUACUUCAGAUCAGUCCAACCAGCAACCCGGCUCUGCCGCACCCUUUUAUCCAGGAGAACUAAUCUCAGACCAGCUCACGUUAUGCCACUAGCCUGGUUUCAGAUCCCUUUGUGCAGUCUUGUAAACUCCUGGGGUCAUUGUGACAUGACCUUAAUAAUUAGCAAGACAACACAGUUGGAUCUGGAUCCGUUCUACAAAGCCACCAUCUUUGCCAGGUCUAGCUGCAGUCUGGUAACCAAAUAAGACAAAGAUCAUUGUCCAUAAUUUAACCUCCCUCAUUUAGAUUUUUAAGGUUACUGUAAUCUGAUAUCUGGUCAUUAAUGUAAAUAGUUCAUGGGAAAUAUUCAUUCAUGAAAAAAAAAAUACUUUUAUGAUUUUUCAUUGUAAAAUGUCCCAUCUGGACAGCAAAGGCCCAGUUAUGGACUUUAACAAUUGAACGGGCGGCAAAGCGGCAUCGAAAUAAUCUAAUUACUGUAAAUACAAAUCUGAGUGUAGGUCGGUUUUUGAAAUUUGUGUUGUGAACUUGACGCAUGAAGGAGAUGAUACAUAAUGGCAUGUCUUUGGCAGUUUUUUAUGAUCACCCUCAUUGCCCGUCUUGCGGCGAUGCAUGCUUUUGAAUGUCAACCCCUUUUGCUAAGCUGUAGAUGUGUGUAGCUCAGGCCCGUGUACUGUAAAUGCUCUCUGUGUGUGUAACAGCAUUCACCACCCAUCUCGCUGGUCCCAGGCCUGUGCUUAAAGGACAAUGUCCUAUUUUUGGUUUCACUUGUUGAAUGGUUUCUCACCUUGAAAGUAGUCAUUGGGCUGACAGAAACUGCAAUACACAGUUGUUUUCUGUCUACUAUGAACUAUUGAAAACUUAACUUUUGCUGCCCAUAGUUAAAAAGAAAAUACGAUGUUUAAGUAAAAGAAGUUACACUUUUUAAAUGUUAUUUGGCCAAUUAAAAAACAAACAUGAUCCUCCCUUACUUCCAUAGAUUUUUUUGUUAGCUGAAGCUAAAGUAAGCUAAAAUUCAUCAUCACUACCAAACCAUAGAUUACAUUUUAUCUUAGCCCAUCAACUUCUUUCAGGGUGAGAAACAUCUAAUAUCAAGUAUAAAAACAAAAAAAAUACUUAAAGGAAUAGAAUCAGCAGUAGUACUGUAUUCCACCUGAAGAAUCUGACAGUUUAAUUUCUAGGCUGGUCAUUUUACAGAACAGAGCUGCCCCCACUAACUCCAGCAAUGUCAAAUUUCUCCUAUCAUUCUUUCUCCCUUUUUUUGAUAGGGUUCUGGCUAUAGGCUCUCAGAUUUAAGUGCCUCCUGCAUGAGCCAUGUUAACAAAAUGCCAGCCUGUGAUAUCCACCUCUCUCCUUGCUCUCCUUUCAUGUUGUAUAUAUUCCAUUGUUACCCCAGUCUUUCUCCAUGUUAAAGAUUUUCACGUUUGAUUUCCUAGUUUUUUUUUUCAUUUCAGAGAAAGAUUUUGUGAUUCAAGCAAAUAAUUGAGUUGUGAAAUUCAGCUGAUCUGAAAAGAGCACCUUCUGUGUACCACAACUUUUAGUAAUAAAAUAUUUCAUAUUCA